AUGGCCAAUACAGUUGAAGUAACAAGGGCGUCGGAGCUCGACGAGGGAACCGGAGGAUGGACGCAAGGUAUGGUUCGGAAAGGCGCGAUUGUCGACAAAUCGGACAAGAUCUGCUCUCUGGUGAUGCAGGCGCAGCCCCAUUCCUGCUCUGCAGUCCACCACCACGGCGACCAGGACACUGUUGUGUAUGUCGCGAAAGGUCAUGGUAGCAUUGUUUUCGAUGGGGGAAGACGGCGAGAAAACCUAUCGCCCGGUGAUUUCGCUCUCAUUCCUGCGUAUACUGAACAUCAGGAAGUCAACGAGUCAGGCCAAGAGGUGAAAUGGAUUAUCACGCGUACCGGACGAAAGCCGAUCACUGUCAAUUUAGAAGGAUGGGGUGGAGGGAGUGCCAAAUAA
Messenger RNA from Penicillium lagena, 396 nucleotides. RefSeq lists its product as uncharacterized. Lineage: Eukaryota; Fungi; Ascomycota; Eurotiomycetes; Eurotiales; Aspergillaceae. Bases 1 to 396 code for a protein of 131 amino acids. The record is from RefSeq and is a predicted model, not a curated record. The transcript is spliced from 4 exons.